AUGGUCCUUCCACCAUGCCGCGCAAGCCUUUUACGGGGCCAGCGCGUCUUGACGCCUCUUCUUCGCGUCUUUUCCACUGAUUCCGCGUCCACGCCAUCAGCAACGGCGGCCGAACCGUUCCCGUCGCCCUCGAGGUCGCAGCUACGCAGCAGCAGCAGCAGCACCGGCGAGGAAGCCUCCUCAUCGACACCCCCACGAUGGAGCCAGACGCCCGCGGGCAUGAAGGCGCCGCUGCAGAUGGACUUUGCCAAAAGCCCCCGCAACAAGAUCUGGGCCGUCAACAACAACCCGGGCCGGCUCGACGACAUGUACAACCGCCUUCUCGGCCCGGGCGGCGCCAAGAUGCUCCCCGACGAGCUCAAAUGGCUCGCCGUGACCCACAAGAGCUUCGACCAGGGCAGACGAGGCUUCAACGACAGGCUCGCCCUGAUGGGUCGCUUGACCCUCGUCAUGGAGGCGACAAAGGACAUUGUCAGCAGGCCGCCCCUCGCUGGCACGCGGAUACCAGAUGAGAACGGUCGAGAGCCGUUGGAGCACGCCCAGCUCGCCUCGGUGGACAACCUCAAUGUGCUUGGGCCCAAGGACGUCGUGGGCAAGGAGAAGCUGUAUGCGCUCGCGACCAACGUUGGCAUGAUGGACGUGAUGCGGUGGAAGCCCCGAUUGCCCGAGAGACUGGAGGCGUCGGGUGUCGAGGUCGUCCUCAACGGUGCCAUCUUCGCCAUCAUCGGCGCCAUCACGCUGCAGCAUGGAUCCGUCGUGGCCUCCAAGAUGAUACGGGAACGGAUUCUGGCAAGGCUACCCAGAGACGAGUAA
Drechmeria coniospora is the source of this 813-nucleotide messenger RNA. RefSeq lists its product as uncharacterized. Lineage: Eukaryota; Fungi; Ascomycota; Sordariomycetes; Hypocreales; Ophiocordycipitaceae. The coding region runs from base 1 to 813 and encodes 270 amino acids. Gene Ontology annotation, biological process: mitochondrial translation; RNA processing. The transcript is spliced from 3 exons. The record is from RefSeq and is a predicted model, not a curated record. Gene Ontology annotation, cellular component: mitochondrial large ribosomal subunit. Gene Ontology annotation, molecular function: structural constituent of ribosome; ribonuclease III activity.